CUGCUGGGAGAUACAAUUACGCAACCAUGAGUUCACUGUGGAGAAAUCUGACCAGGUCAACGGCUGCUUUUUCUCCUUUUUGCGCAGGAGCGAAAUUGUCUUCCCUGCAGCUACGACAGGCUUUGGUUCACGACAGAGAGACUUCGGUUUUCUCUGUCAAUUUCAGCAGAAAGUAUUCGGAGAAACGCUUCAAUGUGCCGCCCAGCGCAGAGUUCGUUGCCCGCGUGUCGGGGAUCCCCACCAUGGCCAAGCUCCCGUUCCAGGAGAGCACGGACGGUCUGGACGCGGCGUUUGUCGGUGUGCCCAUCGAUACCGGGACUUCCAACCGACCCGGUGCCAGGUUCGGUCCACGUCAGAUGAGAGUGGAGUCCGCCAUGUUGAGAGCUUACAACAGUGGCACCAGGGCAGCACCUUAUGAGUCCCUUAUGGUCGCUGACAUCGGGGACGUCAAUGUAAAUCUGUACGACCUGAAGGACACCUGCAAACGGAUCACAGAGGCCUACAGGAAGAUCGUGGCUACAGGCUGCAUUCCUCUGACCAUGGGUGGCGAUCACACAAUUUCAUAUCCAAUCCUGCAAGCUGUGGCUGAGAAGUAUGGACCAGUGGGUUUGGUCCAUGUGGAUGCUCAUGCUGACACCAGUGAUGUCGUCUUGGGUGAGAAGAUUGGACAUGGGACUCCAUUCAGACGUUGUGUGGAGGACGGUCUUCUGGACUGUAAGAGAGUGGUCCAGAUCGGCCUGCGGGGCUCGGGUUACUCUGCAGAUGCAUAUGAAUGGAACCGGGCCCAGGGUUUCCGUGUGGUCCAAGCAGAAGACUGUUGGUUCAAAUCCCUGGCGCCCCUGAUGGCUGAGGUCAGAACUCAAUUGGGCAACGGGCCAGUGUACCUCAGUUUUGACAUCGAUGCUCUGGACCCAGGCUUUGCCCCGGGGACUGGCACACCAGAGAUAGCAGGCCUUACCCCCAUUCAGGGAUUAGAGAUUAUCCGAGGCUGUCAUGGUCUGAACCUGGUCGGAUGUGAUGUGGUGGAAGUGUCUCCACCCUAUGAUACCACAGGGAACACUGCACUGACUGGUGCCAACCUCCUGUUUGAAAUGUUAUGCGUCCUCCCAAAAGUCAAACAUUACUGAAGAAAU
This is a messenger RNA of Cynoglossus semilaevis (tongue sole), 1133 nucleotides long. It is a transcript of the gene agmat, whose product is annotated as agmatinase (putative). The record is from RefSeq and is a predicted model, not a curated record. Lineage: Eukaryota; Metazoa; Chordata; Actinopteri; Pleuronectiformes; Cynoglossidae. The coding region runs from base 27 to 1127 and encodes 366 amino acids. Gene Ontology annotation, molecular function: metal ion binding; agmatinase activity. The transcript is spliced from 7 exons.